UUUAUGCUCUUUAUUCCGGCAGUGGAUCUCUAGCCGAUCCUUCAAUCAUCUGGCCCAGAGUGAAAGAUUCCGGCGAGAUAGAAUGGAAUCGGCGGUGUUCGAGGAGAAAGAUUUCUUCGCAUGUUGUGGAAGUGUGCAAUUUGCGAAAGAGAUGGCAUCUGCUGCCCCCUUUUCCUUUCCUGAUCAAGCUCUUAAAGCCGCAAGAGACAUCUGGUUGAACAAGGUCGAUGUUAAUGGCUGGCUCGAAGCAUUCGCAGCUCAUCCACAGAUCGGUGAAUCUCCUUCUUCCAACCACAAAAGCCCAACCAGUGCUAAGUGGAGCAAAGGAGAACAGUCGGCUGCUAUUGCCACUGCUACUGAUUCUACAUUGCAGGAACUAGCUGAUUGGAAUAGACAGUAUAGAGACAAGUUUGGUUUCAUUUUCCUUAUAUGUGCAUCUGGGAAGAGUACACCAGAAAUACUUUCUGAAGUUAAGAGGCGCUACACAAAUAGGCCAAUAGUUGAGUUUGAGAUUGCCGCAAUGGAACAAUUAAAAAUCACCGAACUACGUCUGGCAAAGCUUUUUCCAGCUAAUAAGCAAGAGAGUCCUCCAAAAACCAAUCUUCAAGUAGUCCGAGAUGCUGUUGAGAAAGUCACAGAAGAUCGUGUGAGCAUCAUCGGAUCCCAUAUCGCCUCUGUAUCAUCGAAAACCCCUACGAGGACUCGACCGCCCAUCACAACCCAUGUGUUGGAUAUAGCACGAGGAUCACCCGCAGCUGGUAUUGAGGUUCGAUUAGAAAUGUGGGAUGGAAAUAGACCGCGUUUGUCUUUUGGCGAACCGGAUAACGGCGGAUGGAUAUUUCAAGGGUCGUCGAUUACAGACAAAGAUGGAAGAAGCGGGCAGUUGAUGAAGAUGGUUGAGAUUUUGAAAGCGGGUAUGUAUAGGAUAAGUUUCAAUACUGGGAAAUAUAGUCCAGAUGGAUUCUUUCCUUAUGUGUGUUUAGUGUUUGAAGUUAGGGAUACUCAAAAGUGGGAACAUUUUCAUGUUCCUCUUUUGUUGUCUCCUUUCUCUUUUACCACAUAUCGAGGAAGCUAAAGUAACUGACUUUUAUUAUGGGUUUUAUUUGAAUUUGUGAUGCUUGUGUUUGUGUUUUACUUGUGUUUGAUGGGACAAACUUGACAAAGAUUAUUGGUCUUGAUGUAACUUGUAAUGUUGAAUAAAUGGUCAUUCUUGCAUCUU
This is a messenger RNA of Impatiens glandulifera, 1219 nucleotides long. RefSeq names its product uric acid degradation bifunctional protein TTL. The coding region runs from base 83 to 1075 and encodes 330 amino acids. The transcript has 6 exons. Lineage: Eukaryota; Viridiplantae; Streptophyta; Magnoliopsida; Ericales; Balsaminaceae. The record is from RefSeq and is a predicted model, not a curated record. Gene Ontology annotation, molecular function: hydroxyisourate hydrolase activity; carboxy-lyase activity. Gene Ontology annotation, biological process: purine nucleobase metabolic process.